GGUCUCUAUUAUUUCACAUAUCUUUCAAGUAAUCACGUCCCCUCGUGUGGACAUGCACUCCCCGGUUUUCUCUUCUUCAUCCACCCUAUCCACCUUCCUUGAUUCCGAUCAGCUACAGUCAUCGAGACCGAACACAUACACAACCACUAUCCGAUCAACCAAGAGGGCCCGAAGUCGAACAGCCGGAUAGUCCGCCGCUUCCUUCCCGUCAAAUACCGCUUGCACUGAACGCGCCGUCUCUUCACAUUGAGGCUAUCUCCUGAUGGCAAGCCCUGCACAAACACCGCCGCCAAAGUCCUCCCGGGCGAGGCACCAGCACUCCAAGAGCGCUACGCCUGUUGGGCUAGGCAUCGGGGGAAAAUCCGGUGCUCGGCGACAGCGUAACAACCGUAACCACAACAACGACAGCAACAACUUCGUUCAAUACCCGCAAUCUCAAAAUGGGUACGGAUUCGGCCAUCCCCCACCAUACAACCAGCAGCAGGAGUAUUACUCGUUUGCACAGCCGGGCGAGGAUGUUGAGAGCAGCGGCGCCGUCUCCGAGGGCCCGAGGCUGCCAAAACAACGCCAAAGCCGGCCUGCGCAACAGCAGUUCGCGCCCAACGGGGGUAUGGAACAUGAGGCCCUGCCAAACUCUCCUCCUAGUGCGAAAUCUCCCUUGGUGCAAGGUGCUGUUAUGACUCCGGCCAAGGCUCAAGCGGCGUAUGCCGGGCCUACUUUCCAUGCUUCUCCAGCGCCUUCAGCUCUUCCGGUUCCAAAAUUCUUCUCGAAAUCAGUUCCUGCUUCAGGAUCACAGCCAAGUUUGCAAACUCGUUUAGAAAGCGAAGCAGUAGAUCCUUCGCCGAAGCCUUCACCGCCGUCUCCACCAGCCGCCGUUAUUGCCGCCCCACCGAGACAUGAGGACUCUCCGCUGGAGACCCUUUUCAAACUGGAUAGGGAAGAAAAAGCAAACAAGGGAAGUGGACUGCUCACUCCUGAGACCAAAAAAAGGCCGGCAGCGCCGGCCACCCAGCCUCUUCCAAGCACUGCAUCGAGGAACAACGAUCCGUCGCAGCAUUCGCGAAACAGCUCUUCUGGAUCUGGUAAGGGUGUCUUCAUGAUGGAACUGGGCGGUAGCGCCAAUGUGCCUGCUCGUAAAUCCCCAGCAAUUGCUUCGCCCGCAAGUCGCUCUGUGACUGCUCCUUCCAGAAUACCGCAGAUUGGAAACCGGGCAAACUCAGAAAAGGACACUCAAGUUCUCAAGGAUAUUCUCUUCUCUCUUACACAAUCGAAGCCUCAGCCUUCUACUCCGUACGUAGGGCCCGAUCAUGUUCCUUCAGAACCAUCUUCGCGAUUUCACACUCCUUCUCCCUUUAAUCAGCCAAGAUCUGGCGCCCGAAGUGCUUCCGGACCUACCACCCCAGCACCGCAGACCAAUGACGUGGCAAACCCCUCACUUUACUACGGGAACGCCAAUCUUUCUCCUUUUUUCAAAGCAGUAAAAACAGACUCCGCAAAGCGGUCGCCUAGUCUUCGCCAAGAAGUCACCGCAGCCUCGCCCACGGUGAAGCAAAACGGAUUUUCUUUCAAUGGCCUGCCAGAGUCUCCUCUUAAUCACGCUCGCCGUUAUCCCAAGGAGAAUGCGGAUCCGCGAUCUGUGUCACGACAGUACUUAGAGUCAGUAAUGAAUUCUCCAGGUUCCUCUGCGAGCCCACGUCCUACUCGCUCCCUUGGACAAGGUCAAGAGUCCUAUGCUUUGAACGGAUCUGUCGAUCGCCCGGCGAACCAGAUCAUGCAGCCUAAUUUUCAACAUCAAUCUUCUAUGUCACGAACAGCCGGCAGAGGUCCUCAGGCAAACGGGCUAUCUCCAGCCAGCAAGAAUUAUAGACCAUCUAAUACCCCUGAAAUGCGAUCCAUGGAGGACGAUUUACGUCGGUUAUUGAAACUUAACAACGUUGAUGGCGAUUCAGCGGGCGUUCGAUGAUGAUCCUUUUUCAUUCCUAUCUCUGCGUUGUUGCUGCGGCCGCUUUUGUGGAUCAGCUUGUCUAUAGCCACUACUAUGAGUCUACUCUUUCUUUACGGUGUAUGAGGGCGUUUUGAGGGUUUUGCCAUGUCCCAUCACGAGCAUUUGGCAUGCAAGGCGUUGGCAGGUUUACUAUCCAGGAAUGUGGUUGGGUGACUGUCUGGCUUCUCAGUAAUGGGGCUUGCAUGGAUCUAUUUGCUGGGUCUAUAUGUGAAGACGGCUUCUCAUAGAGCCCU
Molecule: messenger RNA, 2238 nt
Organism: Mytilinidion resinicola
Lineage: Eukaryota; Fungi; Ascomycota; Dothideomycetes; Mytilinidiales; Mytilinidiaceae
Exons: 1
Coding region: 263-1963 (566 amino acids)
Source: RefSeq, a predicted model, not a curated record